AUGGCAGCCGUGUCGGGGGGUGAGAUAUGGAAAGCCCACACGGCCAUGGCAAUGGUGCAGUUAUUCAACGGCGGCUUUCACGUCAUCACCAAAGUCGCCCUUAACGUUGGCGUCAACCAAAUCGUCUUCUGCGUUUUCCGCGAUCUCAUUGCUCUCUCCAUUCUCGCUCCCCUCGCUUUUAUCCGUGAAAAGCGUACACGGCCACCAUUAACUAAACACCUUCUGAUGUCAUUUUUCUUUCUUGGAUUAACUGGGAUAUUUGGCAACCAUCUUUUGUUUCUUGUUGGCUUAAGCUAUACUAGUCCAACGUAUGCUGCUGCGGUUCAGCCAGCCACGCCGGUCUUUACUUUUCUGUUGGCUGUAAUGAUGGGUACAGAAAGAGUGAACUUGCUAAGGUAUGAAGGUUUGGCCAAGGUUGGAGGAACUUUCACCUGUGUUCUAGGCGCUGUACUGAUGGUUUUGUAUCGUGGUCCGGCAUUGAUAGGAUAUUCAGAAACAGACUUUGUAUCACACAGUGAAAUAAGUGCCAAAGGUCAACCAGAGCCUUCUGGAUGGUUAAUUAGUGGUUUACUAGAUCUCGGAUUUGAUCAAUUUCAUCUCGGGGUUUUGUGCUUCGUAGGGAACUGCAUGUGCAUGGCUGCUUUUCUAACCAUUCAGGCUCCACUAUUGAAAAAGUAUCCUGCAAACCUAUCCCUCACGGCAUAUUCAUACUUCUUUGGAGCUGUCCUGAUGGUAAUUACAUCAUUCUUUGCAACUAACGAGUCAACUGACUGGAGAUUGACACAGUCUGAAACGAUUGCUGUUAUUUAUGCUGGAUUUAUUGCAUCUGCCCUUAAUUAUGGACUAAUUACAUGGUGCAACAAGAUCUUGGGGCCAGCCAUGGUUGCUCUUUAUAAUCCACUUCAACCAGGAGCCUCUGCUCUCCUAUCCAGAAUUUUUCUUGGAAGUCCAAUUUACAUGGGAAGCAUCGUAGGGGGGACUUUGAUCAUUAUUGGUUUGUAUGCGGUUACUUGGGCGUCUUACAGAGAAAGACACGCAGCUGCUGCGGUUAUUUCUCAUGGCUCUUGGGUCUCUGAAUCACUUCUCCAAGACAAGAAUUCUUACAGAGUUAGCAUUUUUUCAGGCCCCCCCAGCAUGUCCUCAAAGCCUUCAGAUUAA
Molecule: messenger RNA, 1158 nt
Organism: Sphenostylis stenocarpa
Lineage: Eukaryota; Viridiplantae; Streptophyta; Magnoliopsida; Fabales; Fabaceae
Source: the annotation of a GenBank genome assembly